Molecule: messenger RNA, 3901 nt
Organism: Apus apus (common swift)
Lineage: Eukaryota; Metazoa; Chordata; Aves; Apodiformes; Apodidae
Gene: AGT
Product: angiotensinogen
Exons: 6
Coding region: 62-1645 (527 amino acids)
Biological process (GO): regulation of systemic arterial blood pressure by renin-angiotensin
Molecular function (GO): serine-type endopeptidase inhibitor activity
Source: RefSeq, a predicted model, not a curated record
AGCUGAGUUCACCCUCCAGAAUCAAGAAGAGUGAGGCAAAAGGAGAGUGCAAACCUCUUUGAUGAAGAGCAGGUUUGAGAGAUGUGUGGAAAGAGCCCCCCUGUGGAAAGGGCAUAAGUCCACCAGCACUCACUCUGCACUGCUCCCGGGGGAAGAGGAAUCACAAGGAGCCUGUCUGAAGGGGUUGGCAUCAGAGGGGCAACACACACCGGGACAGAGGCGACAGACACCGUGGAAGCAAUUUUUCAUCAUGAAGCUGGCAGCAGACCUUCUCUGUUUCUUGGCAUGCCUCACUGCAGUGACUUGUGACCGGGUCUAUGUCCACCCUUUUAAUUUGUUUUCUUUCAACAAGAGUACCUGUGAGGAGCUGGAAAGCCUAGCCCAGGAGGAAAAGAAAACUUUUGUCCCUGUCUCGAUUGAGUCUCAAGCCACACCUGCCUAUGAAGAUGACCUGAAUGACAAAGACAAGCUGGAAGCCCCAAGCCUGAGUGGCCGCGGGAGGCAGAAACUGAGCUACCUGAAGGACUUUGUGUAUGUCCUGGGCAUGAGGUUUUACAGCGAGCUGCGGGGAGCACGGCGGGGCCAAAAUGUGCUCCUGUCCCCAACCAGUCUUUAUGGCUCCUUGGUGUCGUUCUACCUGGGCGCCUCAAACCAGACGGCAGUGGAUUUGCAGGGUUUGCUGGGAUUUGUUCCUCCCUCGGGAGACCCUGACUGCACCUCCAGGGUGGAUGGACACAAAGUGCUUUCCAGCCUGAGGACAAUCGAAAGCCUCAUCAAGAGCCAGGAUGAGGGGCUGCUCUUUUCCAAGGCGCUCUGCCUGUUCUCUGCUCCUGGCGUACCUCUAUACCAAGCAUUUGUGCAGGACUUGGUGCCCUCCACUGACGUCCUCUAUGUCAGAGCUGUUGACUUUACAAACCCGGGCGAGGCAGCAAAACAAAUAAAUGCCUUUGUGGAGGCCAAAAACAAGGGCCAAAGCAAGUGCUUACUGACAGACACAGAUCCAUCUGCAGACCUGCUCUUUGUGGUGGACGUACGCUUGGCAGUGAAUGUGAAGCAAGCCUCUCAGCUCAAAGAGCCUCAGGAGUUCUGGGUGGAUUCGAACACGAAGGUCUUGGUCCCUAUGUUGUCACUCACAGGAACAUUCAAGUACAAAACUGAUGCCAGUGGGACUUUUUCUGUGGUGGAAGUGCCCAUCAGCAAGACUGCACUGCUGGUGCUGCUGCAGCCCAUCGAUGGCAGCACCCUGGAGCACGUGGAGUCCCAACUGCCAGUGCAGUCCUCGACCUGGCUUCAGCAGCUCUCCCCAAGAGAAAUUAAAUUAACGCUGCCGGAAUUAACAGUAGAAGACAGCUUUGAUCUACAGGAGCUUCUUGCAGAUAUGGAACUGCCUACACUACUGGGGAAGGGGGCAGAUCUCAGUAAAAUAAGUGACUCAGAUCUAACAGUUGGAAAGGUAAUAAAUAAAGCCUUUUUCAAACUGACCAGUGAUGGAACAGAUCAGACAGAUGACCCAACAGCACAGAAGGAAGAUUUGAUGUUCCUGGAAGUAACACUGAACAAGCCCUUCCUUUUAGCUGUUUUUGAAGAGAAGUCACAGGCAAUACUUUUCCUUGGCAGAGUAACAAACCCACUGCACGGCAUUUAAAUGCAAGCACAGGGGACAGGGAGGGAAUGAUGUAUGGGAAUUAUGUAUAUUUCCCAUCACCUUUUGUCUUAUUCAUCAGCCAUUUUUGUGAUCUUGUUGAGCACUCUACUUAGCUGUGAGAUGAAGCAGGUAGUGUUUGAAAUACAGCUUUUUGAAAGCUAAAGCAUCACAGCAAUUUCAUCCUUGUUCAUCUAUUUUACAUAAGAUGACUCAAAUUCUUCCUCCAGCUUCUCUCCUUAUUCCCACUUUGUCUCCCUUCUGCCCCCAGCUCCCUUUUUCAGUGCAGUGGGGAUAAAGUAGUAGCCAGCAGGGUAUUGAAUUAAAAAAAAAGUUUUAGGAGGAUGAACAGCAUUUACUAUAGAAAGGCAAAGAAAUGAAGAGGUCCUUUUCUAAAGAGGCCACCUUCAAAUUUUUGGUUUGGUCAGUUUUGCAAGAGAGACCCCCUUUUACAUUACAGUGAACAUUUUUACAGUUAUCCACAGAGAUCUUCUAGCUUCAUCAGCAACAUUUUUCUUUAAAAUGCUGCCAACAGCAUGGGCAAGCUUCACUUGUCUCACUGAGACAAGAAUUUUUUGCCUUGGAAGCAAAAAAAACAUGUAGAAGUUUCUUCUUUCUGCAGCCCAGAUGGAUACAUUUAUUUCUUAACUCCAUGGAAAAGCUAAAAAUAGGGUUUGGUAGCACUAGUGGAUAAAUUCUCUCAGCCUUACAGAAUUAUCUCAGAUUUUUUUUAAUUUUUAUUUUUAGAAGAAAAAAAGAAGGCCUACCAUUCCAAUACAAUUCCAUGCCUUGGAUUAGUUUCUAACCUGAGAGGCAUUUAUUACAGCCUUCUAGUGAAAAAGAACAUUACCGGUUAGGUAACUUUAACAUACCCAAACCAUAUGUUCUUAAAAAAAUAGUACUAGCAUGAACAGUGGAUGUGCUGCUACACAGAAAUAAAAAGGUUUCAGUGCUCCAAUCCAACUCUCAACAGAGUCACAAGGGUUUGAAACAUUAAACUGGACCAACGGAUUGUCCUUCACUGCACGGUAGCUCCUUGUCAUCCGCAGUGGCCCAACUGCCUGUCUAAUCCACACCCACUAAUGCCAGUGGCUUUCUACGGGUGAUGUAGAGAUGUGACAGAUCCUCUGGCUUAAAGGAAAAGACUAAUAAAUAACACAACUCACUUGUGAGGACACUAGGAUUUCAAGUGCUGUGAUAUAGGAUCCACACAUUUAUCCAGUUAUACCUGAUGUAUUCCAGAUGGUCUAACAUCUAGAUACUGUACUUGUAUUGUAUACAGAAGCAAUUAAACAUAAAUAUGAAGAGAUGGAAAGAUACAAAUAAAACCACUUCCAAGUUUGCUUCCUCAUCCCUCCAGUUCAAGCAUGAAAGUGUAAUUGCUAAUGGAUAAAUCAGAGUCAAUAUAUCUCAAGUGGUCCAACCAAAUAUUGCUAGUUAUCUUUAGGUGAUCAGGUUAAAACAGUCUGGUCCAUGGCUUGUAUAACCCACAAACUUGAGAAUCCAAUUACCAUUUUAGAGGAAAACAUGACACCACCAUUUCCCUCCUCAAUGCUUUUAAACAACACUUCUUCCAGCUAGAUUCCUUCCAGACUUAGAAAGGCAUAGCAAGUUUCCUAGAAAUUCUAGAAGAGAAGAAGAAAAAGGCACAAAAUCUGCAUUACUGUCCUGAAGCGCGUUUAAAGUACUUUAGGAAUCUGAUGAAUAGAAGAGGAUUAGUAGCAGAAGACAUCUCUAUUAGACCACACUUAUUUCCACAGUAGAUCCUCUCUCCCUGACUGAUCCACAGUAUUUGAAAAUAACAUUCAUUUUACUAAAGAGAAAGCCAAUUCACACCUCUUCUGUCUUUCAACAGGGGUACCACAGAAAUUUUUAACUAACUUCAUAUUCUACUCAAUGAAAAUUAAAUGCUAUUUAAGUGAACAAAAAUAAAAGAUGUGGAACUGACCAGUGAUGUAGACAUUUGCACCAAUCAUAGGACCAUUCCAUAAUUUUUAUUUGCUACACAAUGUUACUUCCUGCCCUGAAAAUAAACCUGGUCUCCAAUGGAAAAUAAGAGAAUCCAGCCUGUAUACUCAGCAAGAUGACGAUGACAAGUAGGAAGUGUUGUUAUUGCAGGAAGAUGUGGGAAAUCACAUGCAACAGAAAGGGCAAGUAACCUUUUCAUGCCUUUUUGGUUUGGCACACAGAUUGCAUCCUUUUCCUCAGUUUUGGAGGAUAUAAAUAAAGCUGUUCUGUCUUCAAUCGCUACUAGACACA